UGCGCAUGCUCAGUAGUUGUCAUCAGCGCUAACUCGCUGCGUGUAGUACGCAGAGUAUUACUAUCAGCAUGAAUAGAUAGCGCAGAGUUGAGUAUUAUUGACUCUCAGUGAUUGAGAAACCAUGACCCCACGUCUUUACUCUUUGGAUCUGCUACAUGUCAGUGACUGUUCGCUCGCAUAACGCUAGCUGAAGUUUGUAUCACAUUGUCUGCUGUUUACCGGCUUUUACACUCAAGUGCCUGAAGAAAUGCAGAGAAUAAGUUCCUUUAAAACUGCAUGGCAGCUGCUGAAGUCAAGCUGUGGGGGGGCAGCUAAACAAGUCAACAUCUCGCAGGCAAUCGCACGAAGUUUUAGCCAUCGUCCUCCUGAGGGGCCCAACUCCUUCGGGCUCCUCUUUGACAUCGAUGGGGUUCUGGUGCGAGGCAGGACACUAAUCCCUGAAGCCAAGCAGUGCUUCAGGAACCUGGUGGACCGGAGCGGAAAAUACAAGGUGCCGGUGGUGUUUGUCACUAAUGCUGGAAAUUGCAUGAGACAGACCAAAGCUGAGCAUCUGUCACACCUGCUAGAUGUGGAGGUGUCUCCAGACCAGGUCAUGCUGUCCCACAGCCCUUUGCGAAUGUUUACCCAGUUUCACAAAAUGCGUGUGCUGGUAUCCGGACAGGGUCCUGUAGAGGAGGUCGCCCACAACCUGGGCUUUCAGGAUGUUGUCACAAUAGACAUGCUCAGAGAAGCAUAUCCUCUUCUAGAUGUCGUAGAUCACAGCAGACGGCCCAAAGACAGCAUUCCUCCUACCAAAGGCUUACAGCCAAUCGACGCUGUCAUUUUGUUUGGUGAGCCGAUCAGAUGGGAGACAAACCUCCAGCUGAUCAUUGACGUGCUUCUAACUAACGGGAACCCAGACAAUAACUGGAAUUCAGGGCAGUACCCUCACAUCCCCGUCCUGGCCUGUAACAUGGACCUGCUGUGGAUGGCCGAGGCCAAGAAUCCCAGGUUUGGUCACGGUAUGUUCCUGGUGUGCUUAGAGAGUCUGUACAAGAAAGUGACAGGCUACGAUCUGAAGUAUGAGGCCCUGAUUGGUAAACCCAGCGUGGUGACUUAUAACUAUGCUGAGCUGCUGAUCAGACAGCAGGCUGAGGGCCUCGGCUGGACUGCCCCUGUGAAGAGGCUGUACGCUAUAGGCGAUAACCCCAUGGCUGACAUUUAUGGUGCCAACCUCUACAACCACUACCUCCAGGCUUCUCGGCGCACGAAGGCGCAGAUGCAGGCUAAAGCUGGAGGAGUGGAAACUGUUGAUGACGCCCCUAAAAUGACAUCCGCAGAGUUAGGUGGAGCAUCAGGUGCAUACGGGGCCGAAGAGGACCUCCCUGAAGGAUGCAGCUCCAUCCUGGUUUGCACAGGAGUGUACAGCAGAGACCAGCAGGAGCUCCCCUCCGAUCCAGAUCACACCGUCACAGAGCAGCACAUCUUCCACGGCCACAGGGACUUCCGCUUUGACCCCACCCUCACGCAGCCAUCCUUCGUGGUCCAGGAUGUGAAGGAGGCGGUGGAGCUGGUGUUUGAGCAGGAGGGCUGGCCUCUUGAGUAGGACUAAGAUCAGGUCUGGAUUCAUCUUUCAGCCAUUCAGUAAUAGCUAACAUCCUUUAACUGGUAGCAGCAGUGUGUGUUUUUCCCCCUGAAUUAUCGUAUGGGAGAUGUAGCUGUUACUGAUGCUAAUCCUGAAAGAUAUUGUGAAGUGCAAUGGAAGCAACAAGCAGCAAAUUGCAGCUUUAUCACUAAACAUAGAAAAGUAACACACAUUUUAACUUGGGCAUAUAUGUUACUGUGUCAAGGAUUAAUGCAAUUUUGUUUUGUCCUCUCUCGCCCUUGACUUUUUUAACGCACACUUGGGUACACAUGUCUAUGUGUUGAGUUACAUUCAUUUCUACUGCACUCAGAGUUUUAUACUGUAUCUGUUAGUUUGUUGAUAAGAGUCUAAGUAUAGUUCCACCUAAAGCAUGCUGACAUUCAGAUGUACAGUAUCACAUACUUUAGACCUCCCAGCAGCUCUCUUCUAGACCGGCUCUCCUCUUUGUUCUGACCGCUCUCAUAUUUCAGCUUCUUUGUGUUAAGUUAAGGAGAAUGCCUAACAACUGGCAUUAUUAAGUUACUUGGUUUCAGUUAAGUACCUCAUCAGUUUGUUUGUAUUUUUUUUUUGGCCUUAAUCAAGUUUAGAGUCAUUUUAAAUGUUAUUUUGUGAACUUCUUUAAAUUGUACAAGUAUGAGGGAUUAAAAGGGUACCAUUUUACUGUCUUGAAGUUUUCGCUAUAAAAUCUUUACAAGGGUUAGCUUGAAUGUCUUUUUGUAUCUGGGGGAUAGACAAUGUGAUAACAGUUGCAGCCAAAGUGUACAUUUCAGAUAGUGUUUGUCAAAAUGCAGGUUCAAACUGUGGAACUCUUCUGAUGCAUUGUAAAAGCCAUACUGUAUAAAAGAUCAUUAAAAAGGA
This is a messenger RNA of Labrus bergylta (ballan wrasse), 2482 nucleotides long. It is a transcript of the gene hdhd5, whose product is annotated as haloacid dehalogenase like hydrolase domain containing 5. NCBI's taxonomy places the organism in Eukaryota, Metazoa, Chordata, Actinopteri, Labriformes, Labridae. The record is from RefSeq and is a predicted model, not a curated record. Gene Ontology annotation, biological process: glycerophospholipid biosynthetic process. Gene Ontology annotation, cellular component: mitochondrion.